Pteronotus mesoamericanus is the source of this 6385-nucleotide messenger RNA. It is a transcript of the gene TRAM2, whose product is annotated as translocation associated membrane protein 2. The record is from RefSeq and is a predicted model, not a curated record. Gene Ontology annotation, biological process: SRP-dependent cotranslational protein targeting to membrane, translocation; protein insertion into ER membrane. The transcript is spliced from 11 exons. Gene Ontology annotation, cellular component: endoplasmic reticulum membrane. Bases 135 to 1247 code for a protein of 370 amino acids. NCBI's taxonomy places the organism in Eukaryota, Metazoa, Chordata, Mammalia, Chiroptera, Mormoopidae.
GGGCGCUAGGCCGGCUGGCGGGAGGGCGAGCGGGCUGCGGGCCGGCGGGCGGACCGGGCCGGGGCUGGAGAAGUUUGCGCGGCGGCUUGUGAGCGCAGGGUGCGGGCCCCGCCGGCCGCUGCGCGCCCGCUGCCAUGGCUUUCCGCAGGAGGACGAAAAGUUACCCACUCUUCAGCCAGGAGUUCGUCAUCCACAACCAUGCGGACAUCGGCUUCUGCCUGGUGCUCUGCGUCCUCAUAGGGCUUAUGUUCGAGGUCACUGCCAAGACUGCCUUCUUAUUUAUUUUACCUCAGUAUAACGUUAGUGUGCCUACAGCAGACAGCGAGACCGUGCACUACCACUAUGGGCCGAAGGACCUGGUCACAAUCUUGUUCUACAUCUUCAUCACCAUCAUCUUGCACGCUGUGGUUCAGGAGUACAUUUUAGAUAAAAUCAGCAAACGGCUUCAUCUCUCUAAGGUCAAACACAGCAAGUUCAACGAAUCUGGACAGCUGGUUGUCUUUCAUCUCAGCUCGGUGAUAUGGUGCUUCUACGUGGUGGUGACGGAAGGAUAUUUAACAAACCCGAGAAGCCUCUGGGAAGACUACCCACAUGUGUACCUCCCCUUCCAGGUGAAGUUCUUCUACCUGUGCCAGCUGGCCUACUGGCUGCACGCACUUCCGGAGCUAUACUUCCAGAAGGUACGGAAGGAGGAAAUUCCCCGCCAGCUCCAGUACAUUUGCCUGUACCUGGUCCACAUAGCUGGAGCAUACCUCCUCAACCUGAGCCGCCUGGGCCUCAUCCUGCUGCUGCUGCAGUACUCCACCGAGUUCCUCUUCCACAUGGCCCGACUCUUCUACUUUGCAGACGAGAACAAUGAGAAGCUGUUUAACGCCUGGGCUGCUGUCUUUGGGGUCACGCGCCUCUUCAUCCUCACCCUUGCCGUGCUGGCCAUCGGCUUUGGACUUGCUCGCAUGGAAAACCAAGCUUUUGACCCCGAGAAAGGGAACUUCAACACCUUACUUAGCAGGCUCUGUGUGCUGCUGCUGGUGUGUGCUGCCCAGGCCUGGCUCAUGUGGCGCUUCAUCCACUCCCAGCUGCGGCACUGGCGGGAAUACUGGAAUGAGCAGAGCGCCAAGCGGAGGGUCCCAGCUGCCCCUAGACCACCAUCAAGGCUCAUCAAGAGGGAAUCUGGUUACCAUGAAAAUGGAGUGGUGAAAGCAGAGAAUGGAACCUCCCCACGGACUAAGAAACUCAAGUCUCCUUAAGGCCAAAGUGCUGAGAACAGGAAUCCUCUUGGGGGGCCCAGCAGGGCAGCGGGGGGCCCAGGCCUCCGUCACUGCCUCCCCUUCCUGCUCAUGACGCUCCAUCGCAAACAGCAGGAACCUGUCUUUAAACGGGGCUUUUCUUCUUUCUUACUUCUUGGCUUUUUCUUAUUCUUCCGUAAACCAUUCUCAAUAAAACCAAAAAUCUUCCUCUUUCUCUCCCUCAAGCCACUCAUGUCCUCACCUCUGUCCUGUGUUGGGUUUUCUGGAAGCGCAGGUUCUCCUGGUUGUCUUUCUGCUGUGGCCUCCUUGCUCGUCUGUCACAGCUGCUGCUUUCUCUUUUUACUUCUUUUACUGUGUUGUGCAAUUUUUCUGUCUUGACUUUUACCAUGAGAGGGAGCUAAGAUUGCAGUCCUGGCCACCCAACCCCAGCAUCGGUCCCCAGGACCUGUCAAAGUCCGGAAGCCUCGCGUGAGGAUCCCGUGCCUGGGGCCAGCGGCAGGCCCCCCGGUGGUCCCCGUGUGGAUGGGCAGAAAGAGGAGAGACCGCCCUCUUGAUCAUAAUCUCCUAGGUGCUGAUUAACUGACGACAUGUAUGAUUCCAGUUCUGCGCGCACUGUCUCGAGGCCCAGCAGGACUGCUGCUCCUUGUAAAUGCCAAGGCAUUUGGCUUUGGGACCUGACGACUCGGUCUGGGAGGAUGGUGUUAACUGUGCUGGGUCCCCUGACUCAAGACAGUUUGCCAGUGGCUGGUCCUGUGUUGGAAACCAGCCUGCCCUCACUCUGCUGGGGAAGUGCCAGAGAUUGGACACGUCUUCCCACUGUCUAGAGCGAGAGCAAGUGUACUGAGCCAUCAAGCUCUUCUGGAAAGUGAUGGCCGAGUCGACCCAGGACUUUCGUGAGCAGCCCCAGCUGCACCUGCUUUGCUACCCUUCACCAGCGUUCAAAACCAAAUCCGACAGCCGAUAGGACUGGCUGGGCGCGGGCUGGUCUCCACCCCAGCCCCAGGCAGCCCUGUCAAGCCAGCCCUGCUGCCCGACUUCAUCUCCCUGCCCACAGGAACACCAAGCCCCCGCCGGCCUCCCUCGUUGAGUGUCCUUUGGAAUCGUCGUUGUCAUCUGCUGAUGUUUGUUGAGCACACCUACAGCACAGCGCUGUAGAUGGUACGAACCAGGACAGGCUGCUUAGAUGAGCUGUACGGCUAUGCCGAGGCUUCCUGCCUCAUCUCACGUGGUGAUUCCCUCCUCUCUCCCCAAAGAUAAGGUCCUGACAGGGCCUUGCAGGGACUUGCACAGAAGAGUCGGGCUUUCCGGGGUCCUGUUUAGAACUCCCGGACUCUGUACUGCAGUGAUGGGGAGUGGUUCUUGGUGGGCGCAGGAAUGUUAGUGUCAUUUGAUGAGUUGGUCCUCUUUCUGACAUCACAGUAGAAGCCGAAUCUUGGAUCAUUAUCCAGGAAAGGGGGAGAUGGGUCCUUCCAUCAAGGCAGGGCCCAUUCUCUAUGUCACUUGCAUCAGAGAUCAAUUUUAAUUUUCUAGAGACUUAGGGAUUUGUUUCCUAACACUGUUGUAGACCCUUAUGUCUCUGUCAGGAUAAGGUGACUGAAAAGGAGGAACUACCCUUGGCUGCUUCCGAUUACUCUUAGGAAGUGGGGCUGUUUUUGAAAGUAGGCGUCUCUCCCAUCCUUCUCUGAUGCCCCUCUGGGUGGCGAAGCAGAACUUGGUGAAAGGGUAGCAUGGUGGUGGCCAGUGGCAGACCGUUCAGCCAGCAGCCCCUGCGCCUGCCCCAGCAGCCCAGGCACCAAAGGUUGUCUCCAGACCACGUUCUGGGCAGCGUGUCCCUGCCCCCCAGGUGGCUGCUUCCCCGGGUGAGCCCUAUAAAACUGUGGAGUCUUGCCGUCAGCAAAUACGUGCAACGUGUGUGCUGCGGGCUGGCCAGCUGCCGAGCAACAGCCCAAGGCCUGCCCUCCAGCAGCCUCCCUCCCCUGUGCACGGGUGUUCCAGGUGUUCGCUGCCACACAGACCACAGGCGUCGUGUCGUAAGCGUCCCGCAGGCUCCAGUACUGUGCUCGGUGUGCCUCAGGUGGCGCUGCCACCCCAGAGGCCAGGUCAAUGUCGGCUGCUUCUUAAAGCACAGGGCUGAGAAUGAUGAGAGUAAGUCACAUCUUUUCUGCUCUGUAAAAAGCCCCGAGACAUGAGUAAGGCUAGGAUCUCACUGGCUGGUCUUCAGGAAUGAUUUGAGGGAGCAGGGGAUAGGGUCAUUGGAGGGCGCUUUGUAACCCCACUGGCAUCCCUGGCACGGUUCUUGCAGAGAGCGCCAAGUCUUUGGCAGGUUGGCUCAAACCAUGUUGCCAGGGGUCAAAAUAACUCAAUUCUAUUUCACCCUGUGAGCUUGUUGGGCUGGUUUGUCCUGAUUUGGCCACUUUGACUGUUUGCAGUCUCAAACACCCUUCUGGUCCCAGCUAUGCUAAGCCAUCUGCGUAGGCCCUGACAGGCACCUCUAGGUUCGGGAGGUCAGCUCAGCAGCACCCACCCAGGGCAGGAGAACACGUGAAUCUACCUCAGCGACCGCUGCCUCUCAAUGUCUCUGAUGGCACCAGCGUGGGGCAGCCCAGCAGACAGCAGUGGCAGGAGAGGGACAGGGAGGCCGUGCCGGUGGGACAGGAGGGUCCUGUGUCGCCGAUUCCCCUCCUUGGAGGCUCACUGAUGGGAAGGUUAUUUUUACCAUCCAGACUCUGAGAGCUGCACUAUUAAUAAGUUACAUGUGUCCCUUCUGAAGGUAGGGGACAGUUCUGCGGGAGGGGGAGCAGGCCGGGCCAGGAGGAGCGCUGCUUCUCCCGUUCCAGUCAGUUCUCACCCUGUGUGUGUCUGGCCACCAGACCAAAACUGUUACCGAGAGAACCGUUUUCCGCUUUGUCUGAAGGCAGCAACAUUUCAGAAACCAAACUAGCCCUCCGUGCUCUGACCGCCUCUGCAUCCCUUGACUGGAACCCCUCGGACCCUGGAAACCCCUGAAGCCUGGGCUGCCAGUUCAAGGGGCGUGUGCUGCUCGGUUUUCUUGGGGGAACUUCAUUACCUUUGACCUUUUUUCUAAGUGGUAAAUAAAAAGUAGGGGCAGAGAGCACCACCCCCACCCAAGAUUCCUGACAGGAAAGUAUUCCUUGGCUGACUUUUUAAUUCCAUGUGGCUUGCUGACUGUGCAGCUGGGGAAGCUUGGGUUGGAUUUUUUUCAUAGGUUCAGCUUUCCCGAAGCCAGGUGGUUUUUCUGAGGCCUGGGUGAGAGAAGAUGGUGGGGGGGCCGGGGGCACGACACGCCUCACUCCCCAUGUAAGGGCCUCAGCACCACACAUGAAGAGAUUUCCAGUCCUGGUCUUCACAGGCCCGCCUUUUAGUGGAGAGUGCGCUGAAGGCUUGUGAGUUGGGACAACAGAGUGGUCUUUAUUCCCCCCGCCCCCCACAGCCUUCCCAGCUCACAGCCCUGCUUGUCAGGAGGGACUUGGGCACGACUGGAGAGCUGGGUCAUUAUCAGAUCCCUUGAAAGCUAAACAGAAUUGCUCUCUGGCCCUUGGUUGGCCCAGUGAGGAGGCCUUUAUUAACUUCUCACUCUUCACCCCCAUUCUGUGAAUAUCAGUUCCCCCUCCCCAAAGGCUGAAAAAGACCUUCUUCCUGCCCCCAUGUGCCCCUUAGCCUUUUCAUGGAGGUCUUCGAAAAGCGCGGGGACAGGGGCCUCCUGGCUCUGUGCGGCCUCUGCGCGCGGCAACCUGUGUGAGCGUUUGUCAUAAGCAGAGCAGAUUCUUACUCUCUGUGUGAGAAGUGCCUUACUUGCCGUGUGGCCUUGGCCUUCACUGUUGUGUAGAGCCAGCUCCCAGCUGCCAGGGCACUAGGGCUGUUUGUCACAUGCAGCCAAAGGCACUGGGCCCGGUACAGUUACAUGUAAAAGGGACACCGAUUGUGACAAUUUCGCCUCAUUUGUCUCAACUGCCCCCACACGCACCAUCACAUUAGGGUCUGUGGCGUGACCCCUGUUUUGUUUCAGGGUGCUCCCUGGAGUCAGUGCUCAGGCCUGCCGGGGUGGAUGCGGAGGCCUGCGAAGGCCCAUUGCAGCGCCGGUGCCUCGUGCCUGUAAAGGGAAGCUCAGAGGGCCAGGGCACUAAGCCCUGUUUGUGCCUCUGGCCCCAGCACGGUGAGCCCCGCUCUUCCAGCACCCCCUCACCAUGAUUAUGAAAGGGUACCCUUGCUAUAACCUCUUCUGAUCUAUUUUGCUUCCCAUUCAACCCGAAGUCUAUAUGACAGUGGUGUCUACUUUCCAGUCACAAGUGUUAACUCACAGAUACCCAUUUAACAGUGGGUCUAGGUUGGCCAAUGCAGAACUUCAAGCUUCCAGUUCAGUGUUACCUUGUGUUAGCAGCAGCUCCAUCUCCCCGGCCCCAGCCCACCUGCCUUUCCCUUGCUCUUCCGGGUUGUGCAAUAACCCUCCCGCCCAGUGGUCCUUCCACAGGCUUUGCUGUCCCUUCCAACACCCUGCAGUUGGGAAGGGAAGGGACCCAUGGGAGGGGCAGCCAUCACCCCCUACAGAAGAAAUGUUAGCCACUCUCCCUGUGUUGCUUUUCUCAUGAUUCUGGGUAGGUUUCUGUGGCACUCUAGUAGAACAUUGUAGCAUCAUCUUAAAAGUCCAUAUAAUUUUUUUAAAAUAAUCUGUUGAAAAGGAAAAAUAACUAUCCUCAUGAUGGGGCAUUAACAAGAGUAAUAAGUCAGUGUCUGGGGAUAAGAUCUGUUGUGACACCCGAGGUGCCACCAUCUCUCUGCCUGAAAGCAUUCUAGAGUUUCUUGUUCACGUGGAGAGGAAGGAGAGCCACGUGUGGACAGCCCUGUCCACCGGACAGGGACUGCCCGUGAUAAGUACCACCAUUUCCUUGGGUACAGAUUCAAGUGUUUAUGUGCUGAGACUAAACCUCAUUUUUCAGUUCUUCUUGUUUAAUAAACAUCUGAAGGAUGAGCUGAGGCUGCUGGUGCCCUGAGCAACUCAUAAUGCAAAUGUGGAUAAAAAAUGUCUUUUUGUUUUUCUACUUAGCCUGUUCAUGUUAUGGACCAAAUUACAACAAGGAACUCAAGGAAAAUUUGUACCUGCCGUAUUUAUGCUCAUGUAA